Molecule: messenger RNA, 1573 nt
Organism: Misgurnus anguillicaudatus (oriental weatherfish)
Lineage: Eukaryota; Metazoa; Chordata; Actinopteri; Cypriniformes; Cobitidae
Gene: litaf
Product: lipopolysaccharide-induced TNF factor
Cellular component (GO): nucleus; cytoplasmic side of lysosomal membrane; cytoplasmic side of late endosome membrane
Molecular function (GO): zinc ion binding
Source: RefSeq, a predicted model, not a curated record
UCCUGUAGACGGAUCACUGCUGUUGGAAAAAAAACUCGUGACCAAACCAAACACGGAACUGAAAGCAAACUUGCUAACUUUCCCAUAAUUCAAACGUCCUUUAUGUUUUCUUGCUAUUUUUUAUGUGCAUUAAGAUGUGUUUAUCUAAAGCUUGCAUAGUCACCUGUUAGACUGUCAAACAGAAACACAACUCGGACCACCCACGCAUUCAUCACUUUCACGGAAAUCAAAGUACGUAACCAAGAAGGAAACGCAUUGAGAUUAUCUUCGCAAGAAAACGGCAACAAACACACCAAAGGCAAUGGCAAGCGCACCUCCAAUGGAGACAGCAGCACUUGUGGGACACCCACUACCACCAUCAUAUGAAGAGACAAUAGGUACAAACCCACAGUACCCACCAGGAGGACCAAUGCCUUAUCCUACCACUGAUUCGAAGGUCUAUCAGCCUCAAUAUCCUCCACAAGGCUAUGGACAGAUGUAUCCACCACCCCCACAACCGGUCAAUGCUCCUGUUGUGUCAGUUCAGACUGUGUAUGUUCAGCCUGGUGCGGUGUUCAGAGAAGCUCCUGCGCAAGUACUUUGUCCGGUAUGCUCACAGACUGUGAUAACUGAACUGGAGUACACAUCAGGUGCAUUAGCCUGGCUCUCUUGCGUAGGCCUGGCCAUUUUCGGGUGUAUUUAUGGGUGUUGCCUGAUCCCCUUCUGUGUGGACGGUUUGAAGGACGUAACGCACCGCUGUCCAAACUGCAAGAGAACUUUAGGAGUCUACAAAAGAAUCUAAACCAUUUGCUGAGCAGUUAUGUAACACCUCUGUCAGUGUGUAGCCUUUAGCAUUUUCUGUAAUACCAACAUACAUACAUCAUAUAUGUAUAUACUAUCAUACAUACAUACAGUAUACGUAUAUAUACACUGUAAACAAAUACUGACUGUGAUUUCAUAAAAAAUGAAUAUGUGAUUUAUUCAAUUAUGUAUUUGUGUAGUGAUAUUUGUUAAAUAACACAUUAGUUACUGUGAAGUAAUGCUUACAAGGCUCAAUGCAUAUCUUUAUUCUGUUACCUGAUUUUGAGAUAAAACAAAUACUACAUAUACACGCAUCCCAGAUAAAACAAGGUGCAUAUUUCAUAGUUUCUGCAAUCUGCUUUACAAAACCCUACUAGUGGUUUAACACUCUCAUAAGUUAAAUAAACAAAUACACAAACAUAAAAAAGAUUCAUGGCAAAAUUUGCUGAAGAUCCUCCACUUCAUAGAUCCAGUUUUUUCUGUGAAUCGUUGCGUUUUCAGAAAGAUCUGCCAUUUUGACAGCACGUAGCACUGGUUCGGGACUAUGAGACUGAAUGACCCCCAUAACCAUUACAUAUUUACCUGUGAACAAAAUAUAAUAGAGUUUAUGGACCAAUGCAAAUAUCUGUAUUUUAUCUCAAUAUUAACAAUUUAAGGUUAGUAAUAGAAAUGGAAUCUUUAAACUAAAUAGGAUUAAAUGUUUUUCUUUCCUUAUACAUGUUAUGUCUAUAUUUUUUUCCAACUAUUAUUGUUACUUAAUCAAUACAGGUCAAUACAGAUUAAAACCAUUUUA